AGCUGGAAGACUUUCCAGACGACUUAAUUAUAAGUCGUCUGUGAAGUCUUUUCUUUCCAUCUUUCUUAAUCCGUCAAAUAUCUAAGUUCAUAUUUUCUAUUUACUGCAGACUAGGGUGAUCAACUUUAUUCAAAAGGACACUGGUGAAAUGUUUCCAAAAUGGGAGUUUGAUGUUGAGGACCCGCUCGCGGAGAACAUAAUUAAACUCAUGUUUGUGAAGAAACCGUGGAAGUGGACCAUGGAUUGCUGGGAAGUCACCGGUACUUGGGUCAAUACAAAGUCGGCGGUUGUGAGUCCAGCGAAGAAAAAGGUAGUGAAGGAAGACAGUCCAAGACCUCGGAAGAAAGCUCGUAAAGAGGCACCUGCUGAAGCUAGUGAAGAGGCAGCUGCAGAGGCUAGUGAAGAGGCAGCUGCAGAGGGUAGUGAAGAGGUGACUACGACUGUUGGUGGUUUGACCGAAGAGGAUAUUAAAACUAUGUUCAAGGACAUAGCUGAUGCCAUGAGGGAAGGGUUUGGGACGUGCCUUAAGGAGAUCAAGUAUCUGUCGGAAAGGGUGGAAGCUGUGGAGAAGAAGGUUGGUAUCACCACAAAACGGAAAGGGACAUCAUCUCAAAACACUACCUCUCCACCUAAACCGACGCUCGAACCCGGGGUUAAUAACAAAUCCUUGGAUUUUAUAUAUGUAUUUUGUUUCAUGUUUGAAGACACUCAUUGGUUAUUAUUGUAUAAACCCAUCUUGUAUAUUGCAGAGUGAAAGUGUCAAUGGGAUGAACGCGGGAAGGAAGAGCUUGGCGGAGGAUAAAGGUCCAGAUAUGCCCGCAGCUGUGCCCGCAGAUGCUAGUUCCUCGGAAGAUAAAGCUCCAGAACCGAGCCUUGUUCUAUUGGACAAAAAUCAAUCCACUGUUUCAGAUUUGCAGAAAGAGGAUGCUAGAUAUCUAGAAAAGAAGGAUGCUGCUUUGGCACUUUGCCGUGCAAAGAGUGAUCGAACAAGGAAACUUGUCCGAUCACAGAAAUCUCCUUAUACGGCAAACAGGACGGCCAGAGUGAUCAUUUCAAACAAAAAUCUUUAUCCAGGCUAUAAUCCUUUUGCACCAAUUGACAAGAAUAAGUUGAGGGAGCUCGCUGAGUGGUUGAAAUCUUGUCCGUAAGUGUUUGCUUUUCACAUAAUAGCUUGCUUUUUACAUAAUAGCUUGCUUUUCCCAUAAAACCUGAUUGCUUUUCAACAUUUUGUGUUUGCAGUUAUUAUAGAACAGCUCUCGAUAAAAAACCACGUAAAAGUAGAACUUGGUGGUAUCAAAUCCUCCGAACCUCCCUAGAGUGGCUGGAGGACUGUGUAAGUCUUCUGCUAUGACGUAGACAACUUACUUGUAAGUCGUCUGGUAAGUCAUCUACGUAGAAGACUUACCACUAAGUCGUCUGAUAUCUUCUGACUUGUACUUUAUUUUAUAUACAGCAUAUUGAUGCUUGGAUAAAUGUGCUGAGGAAGAGGUACAACGCUAACCCACAACAUUUCAGGAGCGAGAGAAUGUGCUUCCUUGAUCAUCUCUUUGCUCAGCAAUGGAGAUUCAACUUCAAGGAUUUUAAGGACUCGAAGUCCGAUCAAAACGGUUUAGGAAGAAGACUCCCUGGUGGGGCGUGGAAUUAUUAUGCAGGCACUAUACCAUCAUUUUGCCAAUCGAACAAGAUUUGGGGGACGGAUAUUGAUGAUAUCUAUGCUCCAGUAAACUUCGCCGACAGUCACUGGAUUGCUAUUUGGAUAUCGAUCCCUAAGAGGCACAUAGUCGUCUUUGACAGCAUUUGUUCCAGUAUCUCCCCAGAAGAACUCGAUGUGGUAAUGGAGCCUUUUCUCUACAUGGUCCCUUAUCUGCUUGUUGAGUGCGCUUCCUCAGACGAACUACGUGCCCAAUACAGCCUGGAGCCAUUCACAUAUGAGAGACCGACCAAUAUACCUCCGGCCCGAGCUGGUGAUUGUGGCGUGUACACUCUAAAGUACAUUGAAUGUCAUGCUCUUGGGAUCGAGUUUAGUAAAAAAGACUUUGCUAAGGCCAACGGGAAGAGUAUGAGGGAUAAGAUGGCAGUGGAUAUAUUUCAAGAGCUUCCUGACGCGCAUGAGUUCGAAAACAAGGACAUGGAUGACAUCCUGGGUACGUAUGACGGGUGAUAAACAGGCCAC
Messenger RNA from Brassica napus (rape), 2173 nucleotides. Its product is annotated as neurofilament heavy polypeptide-like. The transcript has a single exon. The record is from RefSeq and is a predicted model, not a curated record. Bases 149 to 754 code for a protein of 201 amino acids. Lineage: Eukaryota; Viridiplantae; Streptophyta; Magnoliopsida; Brassicales; Brassicaceae.